UAUUCCUGGAAAUACCCUCGAUACAUUUUUAGCUGUGGCAUGUAGUGUAAUAUCUUCUCUUCGCGAAGAAAGCUGUAGAAAUAGUGCUGUUUUGUCCCAAGCUGCAUUCCGCGGGUGUAAUUACAUUGCAAGAAAAAAAAUCGGGGUGGAAACAUGGAAUCUGGGUUCAACUGCAAGCGGAAAGAAAUUACUUCCAAGAAGCGACAUGCAGCCGGCAGACAAUUCUGUCUACAUUCCUCUCCAGAAGAUACCAUCCAAGAUUGUUCGCCAAAUAAGCAGCUUAUGACGGACUUUGACCUGAUGAUGAUUCUCAAGAGAAAGAAACACAUUUACCGUCGCACCGGUAGCGAUAUCGAUGUAGUAAAAAGAAAUGAUGAUCAGAUACUGGUGCUCCUGGAAACGAUGCAACAGGCUGCCGACCAGGACCGACAGCUCAACCGCGCCAAUAAACCGGCCACAAAAAAGAUCGCCCUUCUCAAACAAUUCCUAUCGCAGUUGAUCAAGAAAGAUCUGCAGCUGCCCUUGCUGGAGCAUAAUGUGUUGAACGUGCUGGCUGAUUGGAUCUCACCACUACCCAGCAAAGCGCUGCCAUGUUUGCAGAUUCGUGAAGGCAUUCUCAAGAUGUUGGGGGAAUUCCCUACCAUAGAAAAAUCGUACCUUAAGCAGUCUGGCAUCGGCAAGGCGGUCAUGUAUCUGUACAAGCAUCCAGACGAAACGAAUGCAAACCGCAAGCGAGCCGGAGAAUUGAUCCACGGUUGGUUUCGAACGAUCUAUAAUGUUAAUACCGAAUUGAAAGCGAUGUCUCGUGAAGAACGCCAGCAGCUUGAAAUGAAACAAAUGCCUACUAACAAGCGCAAAACGAUGGACAGUCUGCCAUCCGCAGGAUUUGAUCAACUAGACGAGGCCCUAUGGUUAGACAAGGGAGAAAGAGACACUGGGCACCCGGGCGAUAGAGACUGGGUAGGGCGGGCACGUGUUCCGAUGCCGUCCGACAAAGCGUACGUUGUGCGACCAAAAUCGAAAAUUGAUGUUGAUAUCUGUACAGCGUCAAAAAAACAGCUGAAUCGCUAUGAAAAGCAUCUCAAAAUGUUUAACGACCAGAAAAGAAAGAGCACAAUGCGUCCUUUGGUAAAUCUAUCCAACGGGAGCCGAAAUUUGGGUGGCUAGAGAGGCUAGAUUCCUCCACAGAACGCUCGGUGUAGUUCAAGUUUCAUAUGGAUCUAAAGCAAAAAUGGAUUUUUUUAGGUAAAAUAAAUAAUAAUAAUAUCUUA
Messenger RNA from Anopheles arabiensis, 1271 nucleotides. RefSeq names its product protein IWS1 homolog. NCBI's taxonomy places the organism in Eukaryota, Metazoa, Arthropoda, Insecta, Diptera, Culicidae. Gene Ontology annotation, biological process: poly(A)+ mRNA export from nucleus. Bases 154 to 1167 code for a protein of 337 amino acids. Gene Ontology annotation, cellular component: nucleus. The record is from RefSeq and is a predicted model, not a curated record. The transcript has a single exon.